Messenger RNA from Phytophthora sojae, 714 nucleotides. RefSeq lists its product as hypothetical. The coding region runs from base 1 to 714 and encodes 237 amino acids. The transcript has a single exon. NCBI's taxonomy places the organism in Eukaryota, Oomycota, Peronosporomycetes, Peronosporales, Peronosporaceae. Gene Ontology annotation, molecular function: acid phosphatase activity. The record is from RefSeq and is a predicted model, not a curated record.
AUGAAGCUCAAGGCGAAGCGCGCCAAGGCCAAGACGUCCGGGUCCUCCCUUGCCAGGUCCCACAGCGCGCAUCGGAAAUGGGACCACAUCCCUCGCCUCGUGGUGUUCGACCUGGACUUCACCUUGUGGUAUCCAGAGAUGUACGAGCUCUGGGGGGCUCCGUUCAAGAAGAACCCGACCACGGGCGCCGUGACGGACUGCAAGGGCGAGCAAGUGCACUUCUUCGGGGCCGUCCACACGGUGCUGAGCAUCCUGGAGACGGACCCGCAGUUCCGAGACACGACCGAGGUGGCGGUCGCUUCGAGGACGACGGAGCCCAAGUGGGCCAAGACCUGCAUGCGACUCAUGGACGUCGACAUUGGCAGUGGAAGCCAAGCUGCUGAUGGGGACGGAGAGGAGGAGGAAGGAGAGGCACAGGAGGGGGAGGAGGAGGGUGAUGAUGACGAGGUGGUCAAGACCUCGCUGCAGACCAUCAUCGACUAUGAAGCCAUCUAUCCUCGCAACAAGCGCGUGCACUUCGAGCAGCUCAAGAAGGACAGCGGCAUUCCGUACGAAGACAUGCUCUUCUUUGACAACGAGUAUGGCAACGUGGCGGACAUCCAGAGGCUCGGAGUGACCUGCGCCUACUGUCCGCAGGGACUGACCGAAGGCUCGUGGAUCCAGGGUAUGGAGGCAUUCCAGGAGGCUAAGCGGAAGCAGACGAGCACUAGCUAG